Messenger RNA from Phragmites australis (common reed), 1757 nucleotides. Its product is annotated as CMP-sialic acid transporter 2. The record is from RefSeq and is a predicted model, not a curated record. Gene Ontology annotation, cellular component: Golgi membrane. Gene Ontology annotation, biological process: pyrimidine nucleotide-sugar transmembrane transport. Gene Ontology annotation, molecular function: pyrimidine nucleotide-sugar transmembrane transporter activity. NCBI's taxonomy places the organism in Eukaryota, Viridiplantae, Streptophyta, Magnoliopsida, Poales, Poaceae. The transcript has 15 exons. The coding region runs from base 269 to 1336 and encodes 355 amino acids.
GGUACUGACGAUUUUGCUUCCCGUCCCUCCUCGCGAGUCGCGACCUCAUACGGUCCCUCCCUCCCCGACUCCCCAAAGCUCACUCCUGAUUCCUGAUCACACAGGAGGACCCACCGGUCGGUCUCCGUCACCGGCGCUCGCCGAGCCCCGCAGGGCCGCACCCAUUCCUUCCCUUCUCCUUGCGAAAGCAGCCGCACGCAGCAACAACAGCAGCGAGGGCGGCGAGGCAAGGAGUCGGGGCUCGCCUCUCGGAAGUCGAGAGGAAGAGAUGGAGUACAGGAGAGUGAAGGAUCAGGAGAGUGAUGAGGUAUCUCAGAAGGACAUAGAAAGCCUUGGUAGGAGCUCUUUUUCUAACACUGCAGCAACUUCUAGUCUUAGCAUUGCAGGAGGACUGAAGGGCAAAUAUAGUUGGAAGCUAAAGUCCAUUGUUACACUUGCAUUGACAUUACUAACAAGUUCCCAGGCAAUAUUGAUUGUGUGGUCGAAAAGAGCUGGAAAGUAUGAAUAUAGUGUCACAACAGCAAAUUUUUCGGUGGAAGCUUUAAAAUGUCUGCUAUCACUUGUAGCCUUGUACAGGACAUGGAAUGUUCAAGGCAUUACAGAAGACAAUAGGUUAACUACAUCUUUCGAUGAAGUUAGUGUUUACCCCAUUCCUGCCAUGCUUUACAUGGUUAAGAACUUACUACAGUAUUAUAUUUUUGCAUAUGUGGAUGCACCAGCUUAUCAGAUCCUGAAGAACCUGAAUAUCAUUAGCACCGGUGUCCUGUACCGUAUCAUUCUCAAGAAAAAGUUAAGUGAAAUUCAGUGGGCUGCAUUUAUUCUUUUAUGUGCUGGUUGCACUACUGCUCAGCUUAAUCCCUCGUCAGAUCAUGUUCUUCAGACCCCUAUUCAAGGUUGGAUGAUGGCAAUUGUAAUGGCUCUUCUAAGUGGUUUUGCUGGGGUAUAUACAGAAGCUAUCAUCAAGAAACGUCCUUCAAGAAAUAUCAAUGUGCAGAAUUUUUGGCUGUACAUUUUCGGGAUGCUCUUCAAUUUCAUUGCAAUUUGCGUUCAGGACUUUGAUGCUGUCAUUAAUAAAGGCUUUUUUCAUGGCUACUCAUUUAUUACAGUUUUGAUGAUUCUUAACCAUGCACUCAGUGGAAUUGCUGUAUCAAUGGUGAUGAAGUAUGCUGAUAAUAUUGUCAAGGUCUAUUCAACUUCAGUUGCAAUGCUUCUGACAGCAACAGUAUCCGUCUUCUUAUUUAACUUCCAUCUGUCCCUUGCAUUCUUCCUCGGGUCUACGGUUGUUUCUGUCUCUGUCUAUCUGCACUCUGUUGGGAAGCCACAGCAGCAGAAAUAGAGUUUCUUCCAGCAGCAGCAGAAACAACAUGUUUCUUCAUCUGGAGUUGACUAAUCAUUGUAGAAUGGUUCUUGAGUAGCAAUGCAGAAUUGUUGCUUAAUGGCGGAGAUGGAAUUCGUUCUUGAUCAUCAUGAUGUUCUGGAAUCAAGUUUUGCAGGAGUUGAAUUGAUUACGUAGUCAACAAAAUGCACUGGCCUUAAAGUACUGAGUUGAGGACUGGAUGCUAGUCGUUGGUACAUGCAGAUUCACUACUGUUCAACCGCCUCAGUUGUGGCACUCUUGCCUUCCUUUUGCUAACCUAUAAUGCUGUAACGAAGAUGAGGCAGCCCCUUGUUUACCCGUUAGUCUGAUACCGAUUAUUCUUUUUAACCUUUUUAACCGUACUCAGAUUAACUUUGUGGAAAAGUACGUGUUAACACUG